Molecule: messenger RNA, 1300 nt
Organism: Cryptomeria japonica (Japanese cedar)
Lineage: Eukaryota; Viridiplantae; Streptophyta; Pinopsida; Cupressales; Cupressaceae
Product: probable 2-oxoglutarate-dependent dioxygenase AOP1
Exons: 3
Coding region: 88-1071 (327 amino acids)
Molecular function (GO): dioxygenase activity
Source: RefSeq, a predicted model, not a curated record
UAAUGUCGUUAGUUGUCAAGUGGAAGGUAAAGUGGGCCUGAGAUAUGAGGCAUAACUCUAGUCUUCCUUUUCUUCUUAUCGUCAGCCAUGGCUUCCUCUUUACAAAAUGAGGUUCAUCUGCCUCUUAUUGACAUUUCCCAGUUUCAGUUGGAGUUAGAAAGAGGAGAACCAAACGAGCUACAAAACCAUUGCAGCGUCACGAGUGUCAAGGAAGCUUGCAAAGAACGGGGAAUGUUUCGCCUUGUAAACCACGCCAUUCCACAAAAUCUGCUACAACAUGUUGAGUCUGUUUCUCAUCAAUUAUUUUCCAUGCCACCAGAAGCUAAAGAAAGAGCCGCUGCAUGCAAAGCAAAGAACGGAUAUACUAAGUUUCCUACCAACGAAGUCCUUGUCUUCAAUGACUUGCCCAACUCCAAUUCAAUACCGGAGGUCUGUAAAAAGAUAUGGUCACUGCCAGACGAGGAAACUGCAGCAAUCUGCCGCGAGACAAUUGAAACAUUUGCCACCGCCAUUUUAGAUCUGGCCCAAACGACCAACAAAAUCAUUCUUGCGAGCUUGGGUUUGGACGUGGACACGUUCUACCGUUCUGAUUUCAAGAAAAACACAGGUAACCUGGCUAUAAACCACUACUCAUGUGAGGGAAGAAUAUGUUCAGAGGAAGCAGCUUUGCCUCCUCAUACAGAUCUCUGUUGCUUUACAAUCCUUUACCAGGCCAAUCAAGAGGGCCUUCAGAUCCGAUCCAAGGAAGGGAAAUGGUUGAAUGUGAAGCCUCUGUCCGAUUCAUUUGUUGUCUUCAUAGGUGACUGUCUUAAGGUAUGGACAAAUGGCAUCUACCACAGUGCGGAUCAUCGGGUUGUUUACAGUGGAUGGAAGGAUCGAAUAUCAAUUGCCCUUUUCAUUAACUUUCUGGAGCAGAAAGAAAUAUGGGCUCCAGCGCAUCUUGUGGAUGAUGAGGAUCAUAAGCGGCUGUACAGGCCUUUCACUCUUUCGCAGCUGCUAGAAGAAUUUGUUAAGAGCUGGGGAUCUACCGAACCAAGAUCUAUGUUUAUUGAUCGAUUUGCUGGUAUUUAAGGCUGCCGUUUGUUGGGGCCUAUGAGAAUUUCUACGCUGUUCUGAAUUCUUCAAACAGUUGAAUUAACAAUUACUAAAUGAAGUAAUCGAAAGUUGAAUUAAUUUAUAAGUGCGAAUAGCUUAAUUAAUUAACUAGUUGCGCGAAGUCUUCAGUCGGCAGGUUAAAUAAAUGUUUUUUUCCAAGGGAUGACAAAAUAAAUAUAUGGCUAUUAAAUUUGACGAUUUAUUA